CACUUAUACUACUUCCGCAAGAUCUGUGCCCGUGCUUAUGACGUCAGGAGUUGACCUCUCAAAUCGGUACCAGCCCCUGCAAUACGUGAUCAUUUAGUUCUUGUUGACGUGAGUCACGGAGGCUACUACCCUGCGUACGAGGUGGGCUUCUGCUUCUGCUGCACACGGAGGGAAGCAAAAGCGGAGUCUGCGUCAUAGGCCCGACAAUAUGGAGACCACGGAGGAAGAAGAUAUAUGCAGGGUGUGCCGAUCAGAAGGAACUGCAGAAAAACCUCUCUUUCAUCCAUGUGUGUGUACUGGCAGUAUUAAAUUUAUUCAUCAAGAGUGUUUAGUUCAGUGGCUUAAACACAGCAGGAAAGAAUACUGUGAAUUAUGCAAGCACAGAUUUGCCUUUACUCCAAUUUAUUCCCCAGACAUGCCUUCACGGCUUCCAAUCCAAGACAUCUGUGCUGGAUUAAUUACAAGUAUUGGAACUGCAAUGAGAUACUGGUUUCACUACACGCUAGUGGCGUUUGCAUGGUUGGGAGUGGUACCCCUUACAGCAUGUCGUAUUUACAAGUGCUUAUUUACUGGCUCUGUGAGCUCACUAUUGACCCUGCCCUUAGAUAUGCUGUCUACAGAAAAUUUAUUAGCAGACUGUUUGCAGGGGUGUUUUGUUGUUACUUGUACACUCUGUGCAUUUAUAAGUCUUGUGUGGUUAAGAGAACAAAUAGUCCAUGGAGGAGCGCCUCAUUGGCUGGAGCAUAAUCAUCCACAACCUCUAAAUGAUUUGGGCCAGCAAAAUGAGGUACAAGGGGCUGGAAAUGCAGGUGCAGAAAAUGUUGUUUUUGAACAGCUGGCCAACCCUCCGGUAGAUAAUGUGGUUGUAGGUGAAAAUCCUGAGAUGCCAGAGGAUCAAGCAGAUGAGGAGGAGGAAGAUAAUGAUGAUGAAGAGGAUGCAGCUAUUGAAGAUGCAGCUGAUCCAAACAAUGGGGCACAAGAUGAUAUGAACUGGAACGCGUUAGAAUGGGAUAGAGCUGCAGAGGAACUGACUUGGGAACGAAUGCUGGGACUGGAUGGAUCCCUGGUUUUCCUGGAACAUGUCUUCUGGGUAGUUUCUCUAAAUACCCUCUUCAUACUUGUUUUUGCAUUUUGCCCUUAUCACAUUGGGCACUUCUCUGUCAUCGGUCUUGGAUUUGCACACUAUGUAAAAGCAUCUCACUUUGAAGGCCUUAUAACAACAAUAGUCGGUUAUGUGCUGCUAGCAGUCACCUUGAUUCUGUGCCAUGGUGUAGCAGCUGUUGUUAAGUUUCAACGUUCACAACGAUUAUUGGGCAUUUGCUACAUUGUUGUAAAGGUGUCUUUGCUAGUGGUUGUAGAAAUUGGUGUGUUCCCUCUGAUUUGUGGCUGGUGGUUGGAUAUCUGUUCGUUGGAAAUGUUUGAUGCUACAUUGAAAGACAGGGAACUUAGCUUUCAGUCUGCACCUGGUACCACAAUGUUUCUUCAUUGGCUUGUGGGAAUGGUUUAUGUGUUUUAUUUUGCAUCUUUCAUUCUACUGCUAAGAGAGGUCCUAAGACCAGGAGUUUUGUGGUUUCUCAGAAAUUUGAAUGAUCCAGAUUUUAACCCAGUCCAGGAAAUGAUUCACUUGCCAAUUUAUAGACAUCUCAGGAGAUUUAUAUUAUCAGUGAUAGUCUUUGGGUCUAUUGUGCUGCUUAUGCUCUGGCUUCCUAUUCGUAUUAUCAAACACUUCCUGCCUACAUUCUUACCAUAUAAUGUGAUGUUGUACAGUGAUGCUCCAGUGAGUGAAUUGUCUUUGGAGUUGCUGCUUUUGCAGGUUGUUCUACCUGCCUUACUAGAACAAGGACACACCAGGCAGUGGUUGAAAGGCCUUGUCAGGGCUUGGACUGUAACAGCAGGUUACCUACUUGACCUACACUCUUACCUUCUUGGAGACCAGGAAGAGAAUGAGAACAAUGCUAAUCAACAAGCUGCUAACAACAACCAACAUGCUAGAAACAACAAUGCUGUUCCAGUUGUUGGGGAAGGUCUGCAUGCAGCCCACCAAGCCAUUCUUCAACAAGGAGGCCCUGUAGGGUUUCAGCCGUACCACAGGCCCAUCAAAUUUCCACUCAGGAUUUUUAUGUUAAUACUAUUCAUGUGUAUCACAUUAUUGAUUGCAAGUCUCUUAUGCCUUACAUUGCCAGUGUUUGCUGGACGCUGGCUAAUGUCAUUUUGGACUGGGACUGCAAAAAUACAUGAACUAUACACAGCUGCAUGUGGCCUCUAUGUUUGUUGGCUAACCAUUAGGGCAAUAACUGUACUGGUUGCGUGGAUGCCUCAAGGCCGCCAGGUGAUUCUAUUGAAAGUGAAAGAAUGGUCUCUUAUGGUGAGUCCAUUAGAGAUCUUGAAGACGCUGAUUGUUGCCCUUCUCUUGGCUGGUGCUAUUCCUCUUCUACUUGGGCUUUUAUUUGAAUUAGUAAUCGUUGCACCUCUGCGGGUACCUUUGGAUCAAACUCCACUUUUUUACCCUUGGCAGGACUGGGCUCUUGGCGUUUUACAUGCCAAAAUAAUUGCAGCUAUAACUCUGAUGGGUCCUCAGUGGUGGUUAAAAACUGUAAUUGAACAGGUUUAUGCAAAUGGAAUACGCAAUAUUGAUCUACAUUUUAUAAUACGGAAACUGGCUGCUCCAGUUAUCUCUGUUCUUUUGCUGUCCCUGUGCAUACCCUGCAUUAUUUCUGCAGGAAUUGUACCAUUAAUUGGUGUCACUUCGGAAAUGCAGAAUCUAGUUCAGCGUCGUAUUUAUCCUUUUUUACUGAUGGUGGUGAUGUUGAUAGGGAUACUGUCUUUCCAGAUCCGGCAAUUUAAGCGUCUUUAUGAACACAUAAAGAAUGACAAAUACCUUGUUGGUCAACGUCUUGUAAAUUAUGAACGGAAAUUGGGCAAAUCUAACAUAUCUUCAGCACAUGCUUCUCAGUUGCCACAUGACUAAAAUGAAAAAAAACAAGGACUCCAUUACCUCCAUAGACUCCUGAAAUGCCAUACCUUUCAAAGACAUUUACUAAUUUUAUUGUCUGACAGCACAGUUCUCUAUUCUUGGCCGUUCACAUGCGCAGUCUGUUCAUAGAGAUACAUCUUCAGAAUUCACACUGGUCAGAGCCUGCUCAAAUACAUUGACUUGCUGUUAUUGGCCCCUUGUUGUCUUUGUAUUCAUGAAUGCUAUGGUCAGAUAUGUGCAGAGGGGGGAGUUGGCAUCUAAUGAAGCAUCAUGUGAAUAUCUUAAUUGUAAAUCUUACACAAAAUGUAUAAUAAUUUAUUAAAUCUAGUUGUCCCUUUA
Molecule: messenger RNA, 3313 nt
Organism: Pseudophryne corroboree (corroboree frog)
Lineage: Eukaryota; Metazoa; Chordata; Amphibia; Anura; Myobatrachidae
Gene: MARCHF6
Product: membrane associated ring-CH-type finger 6
Exons: 26
Coding region: 209-2968 (919 amino acids)
Cellular component (GO): endoplasmic reticulum membrane
Molecular function (GO): zinc ion binding
Source: RefSeq, a predicted model, not a curated record